UCCCACCUACGUCAUUUCCUCUCUUAACUUGCUCCCAUUUUCCAUUGCCAUCUCCAUCUGCACUAAUGGCUUUUCAUCUCACAAUCUCUCUCAUCAUCUUAGCAUUUAGCUCCUCUCUACUACCAUCACUCUCUACCUCAACCUCGCCAUGUGACUUCCCGGCCAUCUUCAACUUUGGAGACUCCAACUCCGACACCGGCGGGCUGUCGGCGGCUUUCGGUCCUGCUCCGCCGCCCAACGGCGAGACCUUCUUCGGGAUGCCGAUGGGGAGAUACUGUGAUGGACGCCUCAUAAUCGACUUUAUUGCCCAAAGCCUGGGACUUCCUUACCUGAAUGCAUACCUUGAUUCGGUGGGGACUAAUUUCUCCCAUGGAGCCAAUUUUGCGACGGCAGGAUCAACGAUCAGACGACAGAAUGAAACAUUAUUUCAGAGUGGUUUUAGUCCCUUCUCCUUAGAUGUGCAAUCCUGGCAGUUCUCUCAGUUCAAAACUAGAUCCCAAUUGGCUUACGAACGAGGGGGAGUUUUCAAGGAUUUAUUACCUACUGAAGAUUUCUUCUCUCGGGCUCUUUAUACAUUUGACAUAGGUCAAAAUGACCUCACUUCGGGCUAUUUUGAUAACAUGACAACCGAGGAAGUUAAAGCAUACAUCCCGGAUGUCCUCAACAAGUUCACUAUAGUUGUAAAGAAUAUAUAUGGGCAAGGUGGGAGGUUCUUUUGGAUCCACAACACUGGUCCCUUUGGCUGCCUGCCAUAUGUUUUGGACCGUCUUCUUCUCACGGCAGCUCAGGUGAACAAGGUUGGCUGUGGAUCUCCUUUCAACGACGUGGCCAAGCUCUUCAACACAAAGCUCAAGGAUACUGUAUACCAGCUAAGGACGGACCUCCCUCUAGCCGUAUUCACCUACGUGGAUAUCUACUCCGUUAAGUACGAGCUCAUAAGCCAUGCCAACAAGCAUGGAUUUGAACAUCCUCUCCUGACUUGUUGUGGGCAUGGUGGUAAGUACAAUUAUAAUGUUCACUUGGGUUGUGGAGGGAAGAUUAUUGUGAACAACACCGAGAUUUUGGUCGGAAAAUCCUGUGAGGAUCCCUCAAAGAGGAUAUGCUGGGAUGGAGUUCAUUACACUGAAGCAGCUAACAAGUGGGUGUUUGAUCAAAUAGUAGAGGGUAAUUUCUCGGACCCUCCAAUCCCCCUAAGAAUGGCAUGCCAGAAGCAGCAAUGAAAGCAUUCACUCUCGUACUCUUUUUCUCUUGUUGGUGCUAAUAAUACGCAGCAUAGCUGAUGUCGGCGUGCAAAUCCUGAAUACAUGCCUUGAGAACUUAAAAUGCUUGUAAUGGGGAAAGAAUUAAUAAAUUUAUGAUUCGAAUUAUGGGAACUGUGUAUAGGAUUGCCUGCAAGUUGUUGGAGAGGACUCAUCAUUUUAUUUAGUAAAAGUUUCAAAAUAAUUUAAA
Messenger RNA from Elaeis guineensis (African oil palm), 1449 nucleotides. RefSeq names its product GDSL esterase/lipase ACHE. The record is from RefSeq and is a predicted model, not a curated record. Gene Ontology annotation, molecular function: hydrolase activity, acting on ester bonds. Lineage: Eukaryota; Viridiplantae; Streptophyta; Magnoliopsida; Arecales; Arecaceae.